This is a messenger RNA of Linum tenue, 746 nucleotides long. The record is from the annotation of a GenBank genome assembly. NCBI's taxonomy places the organism in Eukaryota, Viridiplantae, Streptophyta, Magnoliopsida, Malpighiales, Linaceae.
CGUAGAUCUUACGCUCAUCCUAAUUAUCCUCACUGUGCCGUGAAACCUGCUCGGACCUCUUCACACUCACACAGGCACAGCUUCGUAUCUUCGCCGGAGUGCUCGGCCUGUCUCCGACCGCAAUGUCCCGUCCGACCUCAUUCCAAUCUCCAUCUCUUCUUCAAUCUACAUCCCAAUUUCUUCCCAUCACUGUCUGGUCUCCCUUUCAACAACCCCCAACUUCCCCUCCCCUCCCCUCCAGCUUCAAAUCUCACUGCGCAGAGCCAGAAACCCCAUUCCUCACAGCUGCUCCGCCAUCUCCGGCAGCUCAUCACCCGUGGAAUCCUCUCCGUCUCCGCCGACCAUCAUUUUCAUCAAAGGGGUAGCCCUGUCAGCCACCGAGGUACGGCUGGAGAGAUCAGCCGAGUGAAAUUAAUAGUGGACAAGAGAACGAAUGAGUCACUGGGAUUCGCCUAUGUGUGGUUUGCUAGCGAAGAGUCUGCCCAUCUCGCUGUGCAAGGAAUGAAUGGAAAGGUAUAUCAUUAUUGAAUUCACAUCGGGGAAAACAUAACCAAGAGUGUGUCUUAUUGAUCAUAGUUGCAUCCAUUUUGGGCUCCAACUUUUGUUUGUGUUUCUAGUCCAGUUCUUUGAUGGGAGGUUCGUCCUAGUUACCAUUGCAACGCCUGGUUCUUGCAAAAUCGCCAGCAAUAGAACAAUAGCUCACUUCAGGUUUUGACUUUUGAUUAUUAGCGACCAAGGUAAAGUGA